UAGAGGGAAAGAGAUACAGGAGAUAAAGAGUGAGAGUGGCACACAGAGAAUCAUUUUCUAUUCAAUGAAAGCCACCAAAUCAGGGAGCAGUGUUGAUCUCAUUGGAGGAGGAGAGCAUUGAACAGCAACUAAUCCUGUCAUAUUGAAAGACAAUUGCAAAUGCUUCACAGACAGCCUGCCCAUUGCAGCUAAUCGGACUCACAUCAUUGACACCCAUACAGCACAAGAGAAUGGACUGAAGGACACUGUGCCCAGGAUUACCCAGAGGAGCCCUCACUUCAACUGGAGAGGUGACAACUUCUCCCCUCUCCCCAGCAUUCUAACGCAGAUGGAUACAUUAUUGCUCAAUCCAUCCUCUCCUCACCCAGACAUUCCACUCUGAAUUUUUACACAAACAACCAGUUCACAUAUAGUGCAUUUUUUUGAGUCCCACUAACUUGGCAGAACCCUGAAAGAGGCGUGUCUGAUAGCAGGGAUGUGUGUCAGAGUGGAUCAUCUAUCAGCCAGGACAAUGCCAGCCCUUGUUUGACGCCUUUGAACAGAGUCUUGACUUGCCAGUGCAACAGCAAAUUCUUAUUUACCCCUGCUGUGGGAGACAUGGGACAGAUAAUGCCCUGCUUUGCUGUAUGACUGGGUUUUCCAACACAUCCUGCCUGUGUGGGAAUCCAACACUACUACCACUGUCAUUCAGAUUUUAAUGAUAUCAAGAAAGUAGUCAACUAGCUGUCAACCGCAGACAUGAAUAACUCAAGCCUAACCAACAUUUCGUCAGCAAAUAAGACGAUGAUGGGGAGUCCAUAUAAAACAGUGGAAGUGGUCUUCAUUGUCAUUGUGGCUGGAUCUCUCAGCCUGGUGACCAUCAUCGGAAACAUUCUAGUAAUGGUCUCCAUCAAGGUUAAUAGACACCUACAGACAGUCAACAAUUAUUUUCUAUUCAGCUUGGCUUGUGCUGAUCUGAUUAUCGGAGUCUUCUCCAUGAACUUAUACACUCUGUACACUGUAAUUGGUUACUGGCCAAUAGGUCCAGUGGUUUGCGAUCUGUGGCUAGCUCUGGAUUACGUUGUUAGCAAUGCCUCAGUCAUGAAUCUCCUAAUAAUAAGCUUUGAUAGAUACUUCUGCGUCACUAAACCACUGACCUACCCAGUGAGGCGAACCACUAAAAUGGCUGGCAUGAUGAUUGCUGCUGCCUGGGUGCUGUCUUUCAUCCUUUGGGCUCCUGCUAUCCUCUUUUGGCAAUUCAUUGUUGGCGGAAGAACUGUUCCAGAUGGUGAAUGCUAUAUCCAGUUUUUCUCAAAUGCAGCAGUCACUUUUGGUACAGCAAUUGCAGCUUUCUACCUACCAGUGAUUAUAAUGACGGUCUUGUACUGGCAGAUAUCUCGGGCCAGCAAAAGUAGGAUAAAAAAAGGCAAAAAAGAACCAGCACCAAACCAAGAUCCCAUUUCACCAAGCAACGUCCAAGGAAAAAUAGUGAAACCCAACAAUAACAAUCUGUCGGCUGUUGAAGAUGGUCUAGAGCACAGCAAAAUUCAAAAUGGAAAGCCUUCAACUAAUUCUGUGAUAGAAAGCUGCAUUCCAACAGAAGCAGAAGAAAAGGAAAUCUCAAAUGACUCCACAUCUGUGAGUGUUGUCACAAAAGAUGAUGGAGCAUCUAAAGAAGGUCCACAGGCAUCUGGAUCUCAAUCUCAGGCAAAAACGGAAAGUUCUAAGCUUACUUGCAUCCGAAUAGUUACAAAAUCUCCAAAAGGUGACUGUGGGAGCAAUAGUGGAACUACAGUAGAGAUUGUCCCAGGCGCCAAUGGUCGAAAUGGUGAAGAUAAACAAACCAAGGUGGCCAAAAAGAUUGUAAAGAUGACCAAACAGCCAGCUAAAAAGAAACUCCCCCCUUCUAGAGAAAAGAAGGUUACAAGGACUAUUUUGGCCAUACUGUUAGCAUUCAUUAUUACCUGGACACCAUACAAUGUCAUGGUUUUAAUCAAUACUUUCUGCGAUGUGUGCGUGCCCAAUACAGUAUGGACAAUAGGAUACUGGCUCUGCUAUAUUAACAGUACCAUCAACCCAGCCUGCUAUGCCCUGUGCAAUACAACUUUUAAGAAAACCUUUAAACACCUUCUAAUGUGCCAAUACAAAAACAUAGGCUCGGCACGGUAAAAACAAAUUGGGAAAAAAAAAUCUAUCUAUAUAAAAAAGCGGUAAGAGGAAAGAAAGAUGCCAUUUAAAUAUUAUGCCAUAGCACUUUACAUUCGAUUAUAGAAUGUGCAAUCUAGGGACGUUUGUUCUGACACAGACCAGUUCCAUCUGAAAAAAAAAAUAUAUAUAUAUAAAAUAACAAGAUCCGCACUUAGAACUAUAGAACAUAAAAAUGAGGGACCGCAAUAAACUAUUGGACUUACUACGAAAAAUGGACAUCCCUCAGUCAUAUUGCUCUUCGAUAUGAAAACUCCAAAGGGCUGUUGGGUAUCCACAUUUCCCCCACCCUCCAUGUCUGUAUUACUAAUAUACGCAUUUGUAUGUGUCUUAUUGUCUACUGGAGUUAAAUUAUAAGACGGAAAACUCCAUAGGCAGUAAGGAGUAUGUGUAAAGGAUUGAAAAAAAGGAAUUCCAAAUUUAUAUUGCUUUGUUUUCAGUGGUUAAAAAAAUCAACGUGUGACAUUUGCAACAUUUUCACAGGAGACAUUCAAAUGCUGGCCAAUCCCAAGUGACGCAGAAUUUUCACAUUUUAACUGUUAAACUGGUUUUCUGUGCCUCUGUGUUUCUAGUGACUGUCUUUGAAAAUAUAUCUCAAGUUCAAGCCCUUGUAAAGCAGGGUUACACUAGCGCUUCCUGAAAAAAAAAUGAAAAAAAUAAAUAAAAAAAAAGCCAAGCAAUUAAAACAUAUUUUUUUUUCUUAAUAUAUGGAAUAUCUUUUAUGCAGUAGGUUUUUUUCCUGAAUAACCACGAUAUAAAUAUCUACUCCCAAGUAAUGCACACAAUCUGAAAAAAACGAAAGAUGUUCUGCUGCUUGAAAUGUAUUCCAUUCACUUUUAAUGAUGCUGAUGGAAUGUUAACUAAGGAAAAUAAAAACACAGAAUUUCUACAGUGUUGGUGCAGUGUUUGCCUUCCAGGUUGUUGUUUUUUUACGGAAUGCAACUCCCAUUAUCCCCAGUCAACUGGCGUGGAUAAGGAUAAUGGGAUUUGUUUCCAAAGAACUCUGGAAGACUGCCAAUUUAACACCUUGGAAUAAAUACUGACUUUUAUUGAAACAAAAUGGCACUUUAAAUGACUACAAGGAGAUUAAAGGAAAAUAUAUAGAAAGUAUUGUGUCACAAAAAAAAAAUGUUUUAUAUCAUUACAUAUAACAAGAGGAGUUUAUGACAUGAUGGAAAUAAUGUAUAUCUAUGUAUAUUCUGAAUUACUGGAUGGUUAGUUAUGUGGCAUAACGUAUGCAAUAUCUACUCUUUUAUUUCUAAUGCCACUAUUGCAACAAUGCUACUUUAAUAUAUCCAUGUAUUUAGCCUGUUUCUUUCAUUGGGAAAUCAUCCAUGCAAAAUAAUAGAAAAACCCAUUUACACGAAGAACUAAGGCAAGGCUGAGCAAUGGCCCUACAGUUGCAUUUUUGAGGGUUUAAGUCAAAUUAUCCUUGUCAAGCUAAGCUGUGGCUGAGAGUGAUGGGGAUUGUAAUCUACAACAGAUGAAGAGUCACAGGGACCCUGCCCUAUAUUCUUAGUAAUGAUGUUUGUGUAUUUUCAGAUUGAUACAUCAUACUGGGACUUAACAAGAAGCUACCUUGCCUACAUGAUUUAAUUGAACUGUUUUAUUUAUCGAAUGUAUGAAUUCACUAGUGUAUGGGCAAAUAACCAAUUCACAUUUUUUUUUCUUUUUUGUAUAUCUUCAUUUGUGCUCCGAUUCUGUGUGGUGCUUACAGUUUCCUGAGCAGUUACAGUUCUACGGCAUAAUUAGAAUGAUCAAACUUAGAACACAAGUCUCUGGCUAGUAUCACUCAGAUAAAUAUUUAUUUUGCCUUCUAGUGAAAGAGCUUUGUUCUUUGCUCAGAUUGCCAAGCUGAGAAGGCAGAGAGGUAUGUCAAAUCCUUGUUGUUUACUAGCAUUGGGUUAGAUGUUGCCAAGCGACAUCACAGAAGCCAAAGGAGAAACAAUGUAAUACUGAGACAAACAGCAGAAUUUAAAUUCUUGAGAAUCCAUUCAUUAAGCACUAAGGGUACCCACUAAACAGUGAGUUGGCACACAUGACUUGCGUAGAUUAAAAUUUAGUUUUUCUCCAGUUUGAUGUUGAGUGUCAAAUCGCAAAAGAAUUCACACACAUAGAUGUUCACUAAACAACGAAAUUUGUGGAGCAUUGUACAUUUUAUUCUACAUUCACAUGUGAGUACAAAUUCUCAAACUCAGCUAUAUUUCCAACAGCUCUUUUGGACCUUUUUUUCUUUUUAAUUUAUAGGUGCAUUUUUGUUUGCUUAUUUAACACAAAAGCACAGAUAACAGGGACAUUCUAGGCACCAUACCUACUUCAAUAGAUUGAAGUGGUUAUGGUGAAUGGACUCCUUGGGCACAUUACCACUUCAUGAAAUUGAUGUGCUUUUGGUGACUGGAGUUUCUUGUCUGCAGCCUUUACAAGUCCACCCCUUGUAAUCCCACCCAGACUUUCUGUUGUUUUUUUCCAAUCACAGACUUCCAAUGCAGCACAGAGAAGUCUUUGCAAAAGAAUUAUGCGUUGGUGGGGGCAGUAUACUGUAGUGGUUAAUGUGCUUGGCGUGUUCCUUUAUUGUGUGAAAGGCUAAUAUACAAUACAGUACUUUGAAAGACAGACACCCGUCACCCUCCUGCAAUACUCCAGGUCAAUGCCUUACGAAUUAUUCAAGAUUGGCUGUGGUGAUUACUGCCUUGGCUUUUUUGAAGACUUUUUUUCCAUCUCAGCAGUUGUGCAUGUCAUCACGCAGGGUUUUACUGUUUACUGAAUAAACCUCCACAAAUGUUAAAUAGUCUCAAUAACAUUUUAAGCAAUUAAUUGGCUCCUCCGGCUUUAUUGGGCUCAUGGACAGCAAACAUGGUAAGUUGGAGGUAGACCAUGCAAAAGUGUCAGAUGAUAGGAGUUGUGAAAUCUUGAGGCAUAUCUUCUAUCUGUAUAU
Messenger RNA from Pelobates fuscus (common spadefoot toad), 5119 nucleotides. RefSeq names its product cholinergic receptor muscarinic 2 (gene CHRM2). Lineage: Eukaryota; Metazoa; Chordata; Amphibia; Anura; Pelobatidae. Gene Ontology annotation, cellular component: synapse; dendrite; plasma membrane. Gene Ontology annotation, biological process: regulation of smooth muscle contraction; adenylate cyclase-inhibiting G protein-coupled acetylcholine receptor signaling pathway; regulation of heart contraction. The record is from RefSeq and is a predicted model, not a curated record. The coding region runs from base 739 to 2148 and encodes 469 amino acids. The transcript is spliced from 2 exons. Gene Ontology annotation, molecular function: G protein-coupled serotonin receptor activity; G protein-coupled acetylcholine receptor activity.